Messenger RNA from Carlito syrichta (Philippine tarsier), 315 nucleotides. Its product is annotated as small integral membrane protein 15-like. Bases 1 to 315 code for a protein of 104 amino acids. The record is from RefSeq and is a predicted model, not a curated record. The transcript has a single exon. NCBI's taxonomy places the organism in Eukaryota, Metazoa, Chordata, Mammalia, Primates, Tarsiidae.
AUGUCUGAUACAAAGGCUUGGGCUCAGUAUGUGGUGGAAUGGGCUGCCAAGGACCCAGAUGGCCUGCUCACGACGGUUAUUUUGGCUCUUACCCCCCUGCUCCUAGCAAGUGCUCUACUGUCUUGGAAAUGGGUCAGAAUGAUUGAGGCCAGGGAGAAGGAGCAAAAGAAGAAGCAAAGACGUCAAGAAAAUGCAGCAGCUAAACGGCUAAAAAAGGAUCCAAAGAAUGAACAGACUCUGCAACCAGAGGAAAAUAAUUUGGAAAUGAUGCGGCUUUGGAAGGACCUACUAAGGUUUCUUAAAUGCAUUUCUUGA